Messenger RNA from Tauraco erythrolophus (red-crested turaco), 2838 nucleotides. The record is from RefSeq and is a predicted model, not a curated record. Lineage: Eukaryota; Metazoa; Chordata; Aves; Musophagiformes; Musophagidae.
CUGCUGCAGGAGCCGGGAAACCACCUGAUUUCCAUGACCUCUGCCAGCACGCAGAACCUCUCCGCUGACCGCGACGCGGGCGAGAGGCACAUUCUGCGCUACCUCUACGCCUGCUUCCAGAGGGCAAGAGAAGAGAUAACCAAGGUCCCGGAGAACCUGCUGCCCUUCGCCGUGCGCUGCCGGAACCUCACCGUGUCAAACACUCGCACCGUCCUGCUCACCCCGGAGAUUUACGUCAACCAGAACGUUUAUAAUCAAGGACCUGGACCUCUGCCAGAUCCUGCUCUACACAUACCUGCUGCAGCACCGCGAGUAACGGCCUUGUUUCCCUCGCCAGACUUUGAGGACGUGACCGAGUUUCUCGAGGAGGUCAUAGAAGCCUUAACGAUGGAUGAGGAGGUGCGGACGUUCGGGGAGGUCAUGGUUCCCGUGUUCGAUGUUCUGUUGGGCAGAAUCAAGGACCUGGACCUCUGCCAGAUCCUGCUCUACACAUACCUCGAUGUGCUGCUCUACUUCACAAAGCAGGAGGACACAGCAAAGGUUUUUGCAGGCUACAUCCAGCCCAAGGACCCCAGCAACGGACAGAUGUACCAGAAGACCUUGCUUGGCACCGUUCUGAACAUCUCCUGCUUGUUGAAGACCCCCGGCGUAGUGGAGAACCACGGCUAUUUUCUGAAUCCAUCCCGCUCCAGCCCGCAAGAGAUCAAAGUGCAGGAAUCCAACAUCCAUCAGUUUAUGGCCCAGUUCCACGAGAAGAUCUACCAGAUUCUGAAGAACCUGUUGCAGUGUUCUCCAGAGACGAAGCACAGGAUUCUCUCCUGGCUGGGAAACUGCCUCCACGCGAACGCGGGCCGCACCAAAAUUUGGGCUAACCAGAUGCCGGAGAUCUUCUUCCAGAUGUACGCCUCAGAUGCCUUUUUCCUCAACUUGGGAGCUGCCCUCCUGAAGCUGUGCCAGCCCUUCUGCAAACCAAAGUCUCCAAGGCUGCUGACCUUCAACCCCACUUACUGUGCCCUGAAGGAGCUGAACGAAGAGGAGAGGAGGAGUAAGAACGUACAUAUGAAAGGUUUGGAAAAAGAAACAUGCCUGAUACCCACUCUGAGCGAGCAAGAGCCGGAGUUUGCGAGCAGCUACAACCUGGUGACGGAAAACCUGGUCCUCACGCAGUACGCCCUUCACUUGGGAUUUCACAGGUUGCACGACCAGAUGGUAAAGAUAAACCAAAGCCUUCACCGCCUGCAGGUGGCAUGGCGAGAAGCUCAGCAGAGCUCCAGCCCUGCUGCCGACAGCCUCAGGGAGCAGUUCGAGCGCCUGAUGACCAUCUAUCUCUCCACCAAGACGGCGAUGACGGAGCCGCAGAUGCUGCAGAACUGCCUGAACCUGCAGGUGUCCAUGGCCGUUCUGCUGGUGCAGCUGGCCGUGGGGAACCACGGGACGGAGCCGCUGGAGCUGACCUUCCCGCUGCCGGAGGUGGAAAACAGCGCGUUGGCCUACGUGCCAGAGUUCUUUGCCGAUAAUCUGGGCGACUUCUUCAUUUUCCUGCGGCGUUUCGCUGACGACAUCUUGGAGACUUCCGCCGAUUCUCUGGAGCACGUCCUUCACUUCGUUACUGUUUUCAUGGGUGACGUGGAGAGGAUGAAAAAUCCUCACCUGCGAGCCAAGCUGGCAGAGGUCUUGGAAGCUGUGAUGCCUCACUUAGACCAAGCCCAGAACCCGCUCGUCUCGAGCGUGUUUCACCGCAAGCGAGUGUUCUGCUCUUACCGAAACGCCGCCCAUCUUGCCGAGGCGCUUAUCAAAGUCUUCGUGGACAUCGAGUUUACGGGUGACCCCCACCAGUUUGAACAGAAGUUCAACUACCGCCGUCCCAUGUAUCCCAUCCUGCGGUACAUGUGGGGCACGGACUCGUACCGGCACAGCAUAAAGGCCCUGGCUGACUACGCCUCGGAGAACCUGGAGGCAAUGAAUCCCCCUCUCUUCCUGCGCUUCCUUAACUUGCUCAUGAACGACGCCAUUUUCCUGUUGGACGAAGCCAUACAGUACCUCAGUAAGAUCAAAGUUCAGCAGAUCGAGAAGGACCGUGGCGAGUGGGACAGCCUGUCCCAGGAGGCUCGCCGCGAGAAGGAGUCAAGCCUGCAGAUGUUUGGUCAGCUGGCGCGUUUCCACAACAUCAUGUCCAACGAAACCAUUGGCACUCUGGCCUUCCUGACCUCAGAAAUUAAAUCCCUCUUCGUGCAUCCUUUCCUUGCCGAGCGCAUCAUCUCCAUGCUCAACUAUUUCCUGCAACACCUGGUUGGCCCUAAAAUGGGAGCUCUGAAAGUCAAGGAUUUCAGCGAGUUCGACUUCAAGCCGCAGCAGCUCGUCUCUGACAUCUGCACAAUUUACCUAAACCUUGGGGAUGAAGAAAACUUCUGUGCCACGGUGCCCAAGGAUGGCCGCUCGCUCUUUGCCCAGACCGUUCGGGUUCUGAAGAAAAUCAACAAGCCUGGCAACAUGAUAGUGUCUUUCAGCAACCUGGCUGAGAGGAUCAAGUCUCUUGCAGACCGCCAGCAGCAGGAGGAGGAGACGUACGCGGAUGCCUGCGAUGAAUUCCUGGACCCGAUCAUGAGCACUCUGAUGUCGGACCCUGUGAUACUGCCUUCAUCCCGUGUCACCGUGGACCGGUCGACUAUCGCCCGGCACCUCCUCAGCGACCAGACGGAUCCUUUCAAUCGGAGCCCCCUCACCAUGGACCAGAUCAGACCAAACACAGAGCUUAAAGAGAAGAUCCAGCGGUGGCUUGCGGAGAGGAAGAAGCAGAAGGAGGAGCUGGAGGGCGCCCUGAACUGAAAACCAGGAUCU